CAUUCUUUGCAUUUACCAGGUUCAGGUACCCUGGAUGACUGUGCCAGUGACAAAAUAAGUGGGUACAUUUGCUUGAUAAUCACUGCAGGCUAAGCAUUGUCUUGAUAUUAUAGGACUGGAAGCAAGAAUGGAGUCUCAUCAACCAGAAAUAUCACAAUUCUGCUCUGUGACUGGAAUCGAUUAUGAGAGAGCCAAAUUUUUUCUGGAAUCUGCCAACUGGGAUCUCAAUGUGGCCCUAUCCAGUUUUUAUGAUGAAGCAGGGGCUGAAAGUGGGAGUGGCGGGUCACCUAGAUCCAGCCCUGGACCAGCAGAUGGAAAACCAAGUCACCUUUCCUCUUCAUCUCCUCCUUCAAGACCCAAGAUCAUGACCAUGGAUGCUCUAAAAGCAACCAGCAAUAGUGCAGGUGAUGAAGAAGGCCAAGCAUUUUUUGCAGGUGGGUCAGAGCACAGUGGGCAGCAGGUGCUUGGGCCUCCUCGCAAAUCACCUGGCAAAAUCAUUGAAGAAAUGUUUCGCAGUGCACGCGAGCAAGGAGCUGAGGAAGUUAUGAGUGGUCCCAGUAGCGAUUCUGCAAUGAAAAAAGACCACAUGGGAGCAGCUUUUAUUGGAACUGGGAUGCGUCUUGGUCAAACCUCAACUGAUCAUGAGCCUGUGCCAGGAGCUUUAAAGCCAGCAGAUCCAAAAACAGCAGUGCUGCAACUUUGGAAGGAAGGGUUCAGUGUAGAUGGUGAAGCACUUCGAGACUAUAGUGAUCCCAGCAACAAGGAGUUCCUGGAAUCCAUUCGACGUGGGGAAAUCCCCCAAGAACUUAUCCAGGGAGCGAAUGGAGGGGAAGUGCAUUUGAACAUGGAGGAUCAUAGAGACGAGACAUACACAGCCCCAAAAGUGAUUAAGAGGCCUUUCACAGGAAAAGGUCACUUGCUUGGUAGCCCAGCUCCCCCUGUGAUUGGUGCAACAGGUAUGAACACACAGGAGGACAAGGAGGCAAAUGAGGAACAUGCAAAAAAGGAGUUGAAACUCAAAGAUGGUGAGCCGGUGACCACAAUUCAGGUGCGCCUUGCUGAUGGUACUCGCCUCAUCAUCAAGGCCAACCAUUCCCAUACAGUUGAUGAUAUUUGCACUUACAUUUUUUCAACCCAAGUGUUUGGGCUGUACGGUGGUUUCCCCAGCAAGGAACUGGUAGAAGGGAGACAGACCUUGAAGGAAGCCAAUCUCCUCAAUGCACUUAUCAUCCAGCGUCUC
This is a messenger RNA of Darwinula stevensoni, 1240 nucleotides long. The record is from the annotation of a GenBank genome assembly. NCBI's taxonomy places the organism in Eukaryota, Metazoa, Arthropoda, Ostracoda, Podocopida, Darwinulidae.